AUGGGGGAUGUGCAGAAGGGGCUGCUGUCGGUCAUCCAGAAGCUAAAGGGAUCCCCAGAGCAGGAGCUCCGCAUCGUCCUGCUGGGGCUGGACAACGCGGGGAAGACCACACUGCUGAAAUGCCUGGCAUCUGAGGAGGUCAGCACCAUCACACCCACCCAGGGCUUCAACAUAAAAAGUGUCCACUCGCAUGGCCUCAAGCUAAAUGUCUGGGAUAUCGGGGGGCAGCGCUCCAUCCGCCCAUACUGGAGGAAGUAUCUGGGCAGCACAGCCCUGCUGAUUUAUGUCAUUGACAGUGCAGACCAGAAGCGUUUUGAGGAGACAGGACAGGAGCUGGCAGAGGUCACUGAGGAGGAGGCCCUCACGGGGGUCCCGCUGCUGGUGUUUGCCAACAAGCAGGACCUAGUGACUGCUGCAGCCGCGGCUGAAAUCGCGGAAGGGCUGAGCCUCCACACCUACCGGGACCGGGAAUGGCAGAUCCAAGCCUGCUCAGCCUUGUCCGGGGAAGGAGUGCAGGUAGAGAUGGAGGACUGCAGGCUCUGCAGAGGUGGGAGAGGACCCAAGGACCUGCCAUGCUCUUGGGGCUGUGCUCACACAUCUCUCUUACUUCCAGGAUGGGAUGACCUGGAUUUCCAGCCAGAUCAUGAAUAGGAAGAAGUGAGAGCUGCAAGUGCCAGACGGGACUGAGCUGCA
This is a messenger RNA of Strigops habroptila (Kakapo), 693 nucleotides long. RefSeq names its product ADP-ribosylation factor-like protein 3. The transcript has 5 exons. Bases 1 to 651 code for a protein of 216 amino acids. NCBI's taxonomy places the organism in Eukaryota, Metazoa, Chordata, Aves, Psittaciformes, Psittacidae. Gene Ontology annotation, molecular function: GTP binding; GTPase activity. The record is from RefSeq and is a predicted model, not a curated record. Gene Ontology annotation, biological process: cilium assembly. Gene Ontology annotation, cellular component: cytoplasm; microtubule cytoskeleton.